Sesamum indicum (sesame) is the source of this 531-nucleotide messenger RNA. RefSeq lists its product as uncharacterized. Gene Ontology annotation, molecular function: enzyme inhibitor activity. Gene Ontology annotation, biological process: negative regulation of catalytic activity. The record is from RefSeq and is a predicted model, not a curated record. Lineage: Eukaryota; Viridiplantae; Streptophyta; Magnoliopsida; Lamiales; Pedaliaceae.
AUGGCUCCAACAAGCUACAGCUAUCUCUUCGCGGCCGUGGCCGCUCUUCUCCUUCUCGGCGCCGCCCAGGGUCCUUUCGCGGAGGCCAACGCCGGCGUCAACCAAUUCUGCGUCAUGGCUACCUACAAAGACUUGUGCAGUGCAAUGGCGAAGGGCGCGAGCACAUUGCAGACCGCGAGGGCGAACGUACUGCAAACGGCCCUGGAUGAGGCUAGGAGCCUCAAGGGGUUGGUUCCGAAGCUGAUGCCGGCUAUAAACCAGCUGCCCUCUAAGAGCAAGACUGAGGUUCUGCAGACAUGCACUGAGGAUUUCGACGGGACUAUUUCGGACAUUGAAGAAAGCAUCAAGGCUUUGCAGGUGGGAGACAUGGGCACCGCCCAGACCCAUCUCAGCGCGGCUUUAAGACGUGACUGUAGGGACGCCAUUCAAGAGCUUGGAGUGAAUUCCCCGCUCACCAACUACGCCACCGAGUUGACGAGGAGGGUCGAUAGUUGCAUGGCUGUUCUCACUCAGAAGACAUCAUCUCGAUGA